UCUCAAAUUAGGGUUCUAAUUCUAAGUAAUUAUCCGUUUCAAUGGUACUUUUUAUUUGUGAUGACGGGUGGUGGAUAUCAAUUUUGCUUGCUUUUGGUGCUAUGUAUCUUCUUCUUUUUUCCCCUGUAUUUUCUUCCCGGUUGUCAGAAAAGCAUAAUUCAAUAUUUGAAUUACCCUUAAAAUUCUCUCUGCAAUCUAAUUCCUGGUUUUAAGUUUGAAAGGAAGGUUCUUGUAGGUGAUUGUAUGGCUAAUAGAAUCUCUUGGAUCAUAUUUCUGGAUAUUAGUAUCAGUAGUUGAUGUUUAUCAGAUGAGCUUAUUCAUGCCAACCAAACUCUAAAUGUUAGAUUGUUGAUUGAAUGUAGCUUAGUGAUUGUUGAAGCUGAACAAGUAGAGUGAUUCUGUUGAUAGGAGUCCCUGAAAUGUAUAGGCCUGUGGCUGCUUCGUCGGCCACACCGCGCGGUGGAUUGCCUACUGACAGUGGGGACUCUGUUGUCACUUUGGAUCAAGUUCCGCGAUGGAGUAAUGCUGACCAGUCUUUGGGGUAUGAAAAUGGAGAUUCUCCAUUUUCUAGUUCAUACUUUCCUGAUCCUUUAGCAUCACACUCAGGAGCAGACAGUGGUGAUGGCAGCAAUUCAGUGUCAAGAUUUCCCAUUGACCAUGAAGUAAAUUCAAAGAUAUAUUUGUGGAGGGGGAAUCCCUGGAAUCUGGAGGUAGAUGCUAUGGUAAAUUCGACAAAUGAGAAUAUGGAUGAAGCACACAGCAGCCCUGGAUUGCAUGGUGCAGCUGGACCUGGUCUUGCAGAAGAAUGUGCGACUCUGGGUGGAUGUCGAACAGGGAUGGCUAAAGUUACCAAAGCAUAUGACCUUCCUGCUAGGAGAAUUAUCCAUACUGUUGGCCCAAAGUAUGCUGUAAAGUACCAUACUGCGGCAGAGAAUGCUUUAAGUCAUUGCUAUCGCUCUUGCUUGGAGCUUUUAAUUGAAAAUGGGCUUCAAAGCAUUGCUAUGGGUUGUAUUUAUACGGAGGCAAAGAACUAUCCCCGAGAACCAGCAGCGCAUGUAGCUAUAAGAACUGUGCGGCGGUUUCUUGAGAAGCAAAAAAGCAACAUAACAGCCGUUGUCUUUUGCACUACCAGCACAACCGAUACUGAGAUAUAUAAAAGGUUGCUUCCACUUUACUUUCCUCGGGAUAAACACGAGGAGCAGGUUGCUUUGUCAAAACUUCCUGCAGACGUUGGGGAUGAAAAUGGUGAGACCAUCAUAGAUGAGCGUAAAAUCAGAAUAAAGUCUUUGCCUAAAAUGAGUGUUUCAAAACCACCUGAAGUUCCAGUUGAUCUUCCUGUCAGUGAUGUUGGAUUGGUUCGCAGGAAUUCAUAUUUAGAUUCAUUUCUGGAUCCUGCCUUCAUGUCAUUGAUUAAAGACCCUGAUCAAAAGCGUCUGGAGCAGUGGGAGAAAACUGCUGAAGCACAAAGGGGCUGGAAUUGUGCUAAAUUGCUUGGAUAUGGUGACCUUGGGGGACCUCCUUUGUCUGCUGCCGAAGAAUAUUCUCUUCACUCUAGAUAUCUAGCUAAAGCAAAUUCUUUGAAUCUUUCUGAAAUUGCAGAAAUGAAAAUCAUUUAUCGUGGAGGGGUAGACACUGAGGGUCAUCCUGUCAUGGUUGUUGUGGGGGCUCACUUUUUGCUCAGGUGUCUCGAUCUGGAGCGAUUUGUAAUCUAUGUUGUGAAGGAGUUCGAGCCUUUAAUACAUAAGCCUUAUUCUAUUGUCUACUUCCACUCUGCUGCAUCUCUGCAGAUGCAGCCAGACCUAGGUUGGAUGAGAAGAUUGCAACAAAUACUUGGUCGGAAGCACCAGCACAACCUGCACGCAAUAUAUGUACUUCACCCAACUUUUGGACUAAAAGCGACAGUAUUUGCACUUCAGAUGUUUGUGGACAAUAUGAUUAAUUUUCAGGUUUGGAAGAAAGUUGUAUAUGCUGAUCGACUUCUGCAGCUCUUCAGAUACGUACCUCGCGAACAGCUGACCAUCCCAGAUUUUGUGUUUCAGCAUGACUUAGAAGUGAAUGGAGGGAAGGGUGUUAUUGUGGAUCCCAGAACAAAAUAUGUGUAUCACAGACCAUGACACAUGCAGUUGUAUAUCAUUUGGUUGAUAAAAGAGGAUCAUUUGCUGCAGUUUCUUCAUUUUUUACCUUGUCCUCAUUCCCGCUGGUAACAGAAGAGUUGCAUGAGUUUGAAAUGUGUAUGAAAGUAUUUUUUUUUUUAUUAUUAUUAUUUUUUUGAAUUUUUGGAAGCAUUGGUAAGUUUUCUGUAUGUAUGUAUUGUAAUUGAUCGUGGAAGCGAGUUGGUUGGCUUUUUUUAAUUGUCUUGUACAUUCAAGAGACCAUAUUUUCAAUAAA
This is a messenger RNA of Gastrolobium bilobum, 2388 nucleotides long. RefSeq lists its product as uncharacterized. Lineage: Eukaryota; Viridiplantae; Streptophyta; Magnoliopsida; Fabales; Fabaceae. The transcript is spliced from 14 exons. Bases 420 to 2114 code for a protein of 564 amino acids. The record is from RefSeq and is a predicted model, not a curated record.